Molecule: messenger RNA, 1649 nt
Organism: Cuscuta europaea
Lineage: Eukaryota; Viridiplantae; Streptophyta; Magnoliopsida; Solanales; Convolvulaceae
Source: the annotation of a GenBank genome assembly
CAGGAGAAACAAAUUAAUUUGGAUCAACAAUUAAACAGAAUGACUCAUAUACCAUCAGAGGAAGAAGGUUUCACGGUUGUUGUUUCCAAAAAAAUCCAAAAGACGCAAUGAAUCAACGCAUAGGACUAUUGAGACCAGGCACCAAACAUGAUUACACAACACCAGACAACAUACCCAACAGCGUGCCCGACUCAACUACUCUAAUGCACCUUACUAAUUUUUUUCUUUCGCGUUUUCGAUUGAAGGAAAUUAUGUGUAGUAUGUCAUCGUGUAUAUAAAAUGUGUAUUAGGAUCAUUCUACGUAAACUAUGUAUUAUAUGGGCCCAUUGGCCCGUCUCUGUAAACCCUAAUAUCUCCCUAUUUAUAGGAUCUUUGAUAAUGAAACUAUACACACAAUUCUCCCUACAAUACGUUAUCAACACAACUCUAACCCUACCAUUCGCUCUCCCAAAAUUCUACUAGCACGCCUGUGGUAGCACACAAUCGGCCGCCCCUCAACCUAGCGACACACACAGUCGUCCUUCCCAGGGGCGAAGCUAGAGGGGUGGCCAACCGCGUCACGGCCCGCCCCAAAUUUGAAAAUUCUUUGUAUUUUUAGUCUAAAAAUUUAUGAAAAAAAAAAUUAUCAGAAAAAUUCUUUGUACCGACCCAACCUAACCUUCAAUCCUAGCUACGCCCCUGAUCCUUCCCUCAAUCUGCAGCCCCACUCGGCCGUCUGUCCCUCAAUCCUCCAGAUCUCCCUGCUGCUUAACACCAUCUAGAUCGACCAGGGCCGCCAGAUAUCCUGCUGAAGAUUGGAUGCUGCUAUAGGGUCGGUCAACACUGGGCCUGAUGACCAAAAUCAAAUUGUAAGGACUGCAACAGCUAUCAGGAUGAUUCAUGACGGUGAUGUUCUCCUGGAAUCCCUCCACGUAGUUCCCUCACCGAUUGGAUCUUCUAUCAUCUUCAUCAAUCAAAUACUUGAUGGUGGAUGGAGAAGUAACAAGAAACGAAGGAGGUUUGGAAGACACCUACUUGCGGCUGACGACGGACAACAGAAAUGGAAGAAACGCAGAAGCUUUGCACGUCGAAAAUGGGGGAGCUGUGAACGAAGAAGAUGGAGCUGCAACGGAGGAUGAAAAUGGUGGAGGUGUGAGCGAGGAAGAUGGUGGUCCGAACAAUGCUAGGGACGAAGACUUAGGCGGUACGGGUGACGAACCUGUGACACAAGGCGUCAAUGAAGUUCCGAUAUUUGACGGCCGGGAUGAUUACAGUUGUGACGGGGAAGGGAAUAGCAGGAAGAAGACGAACGCAUAUGUUGGAGUGUUUGUGUCUCCGGAUGGUUUGACUUGGAGUUGUCUGUGAGCUAUUACGCAAGAUUGGUGAACUACAUAUGAGUUUUUUAUGUUAGUUAUAUACAAAAGUGACAGGUUGUUGAAGCCAUUUGGCGUGUUGGUGUCAUUCAUAUUGUUAUUUAUGAUAUGGAAUUGUUGGUGUUUGUUGUAUAUUUUGAAGUGCUUUAGUUGUGUGAGUUAUAUACAAAUGUGGGAGAUUGAUGAAAUCAUUUGAUACAGAUAUGAAGUGCUUCAUAUUUGUUGCAUUUGACUUUCAAUUUCUUGUUUGAGAGCUUGAAAUGAGUUGUCUGUGAGUUUGAUAUUCAUGCAUGUGAG